AUUAUUUUGCAGACUCACGUAAACAGGUGCACGUGUGAAACUGAAAGCUUAGGAGACAAAUUAUGGAUAUCAAGCCAAAUACAAUUAAAACAGACAAUGUUACAGUAGAUUUGUGUUUUCAUCCAAAGAAAGAUGUGUUAGCAACAGGAGAUAUGGAGGGUGAUAUUAGACUAUAUUCAUAUCCUGCUACAGGAGACACAAGUGAGAUAAUGACAUUAACACAUCAUAAGAAAGCUUGCCGAUGUCUGAGAUUCUCCAACAAUGGAGAAGAGCUAUACACAGCAUCAAAAGACAAAUCAAUACAAAUAAUAGAUUUAAAUACUGGUGGUGUAAAACACAAGUUCAAAAAAGCUCAUGACUGUCCUGUUUACUGUAUGCUGGUGACUGGGGAACAUUUUAUAGCAACAGGCGAUGAUGAUGGUGUGAUUAAGAUUUGGGAUGUGAGAAUUAACAAAGAGGUUAUUGAAAUAAAAGAAAAUGAAGAUUUUAUCAGUGACAUGGGAAUUGAUCCACAUAAAAGAAUGCUGCUAGCAACCAGUGGCGAUGGUACACUUACAGCCUACAAUAUCAGACGGAAAAAGUUAGAAAUGCAGUCUGAACUGUUUGAUUCAGAGUUUCUAUCAAUAGCACAAAUGAAGAACAAUCAGAAAGUAGUUUGUGGAUCUGGAGAUGGUGUAUUUUACCUGUUUAAUUGGGGAGAAUGGGGUAAUAUGAGUGACAUGUUCCCUGCCCUCAAUUCUCCACCUGUUUCUUUAGACUGCAUGGUAGCUCUCACAGAUGAUAUUAUAUGUUGUGGAUGUGAUGAUGGUAAUAUCAGAGCUAUUAAUAUAUUACCAAAUAGAAUUAUUGGUGUUGUUGGUGACCAUGAGAAAUUCCCUGUGGAGAACAUCAGUCUAUCACAUGACAAAAAAUUACUGGCUAGUUGCUCACAUGAUCAAACAAUUAAAUUCUGGAAUAUUGACAAUUUGGAUGAACAGAGAGUGAGUGACAAAAAGAAGAAGAAAUCUAAUAAGUCUAAACUUUUAUCAUCGGCUGGUAAGAAGGAUGACUUCUUUUCAGGACUUGCUGAAGGAGGUGGCGCUAGCAAUGACUCUAGUAACGAUGAUGAUGAUAGUGAUGAUGAUGACGAAAGUGAAGAUGAUGAUGACAGUGAUGAAAAUUAAAAAAAGUUUUACAAAGUA
Mytilus californianus (California mussel) is the source of this 1181-nucleotide messenger RNA. Its product is annotated as WD repeat-containing protein 55-like. Lineage: Eukaryota; Metazoa; Mollusca; Bivalvia; Mytilida; Mytilidae. The coding region runs from base 63 to 1163 and encodes 366 amino acids. The transcript has 8 exons. Gene Ontology annotation, molecular function: protein binding. The record is from RefSeq and is a predicted model, not a curated record.